Messenger RNA from Scheffersomyces stipitis CBS 6054, 2088 nucleotides. RefSeq lists its product as uncharacterized. Lineage: Eukaryota; Fungi; Ascomycota; Pichiomycetes; Serinales; Debaryomycetaceae. Gene Ontology annotation, biological process: ribosome-associated ubiquitin-dependent protein catabolic process; rescue of stalled cytosolic ribosome. The transcript has a single exon. The record is from RefSeq and is a predicted model, not a curated record. Bases 1 to 2088 code for a protein of 695 amino acids. Gene Ontology annotation, cellular component: RQC complex.
AUGAGUUCCAGAGCUCUAAGGAGGUUAGAAAAACAGAGGCUUGAGCAGGAGGUGAAUCGGGAAGACCAUGUCGAAUCUGAAGACGAUGUCUUGCCCGUUGAGGCAAAGGCGAAUGUAUUCGCCUUAUUGAACGAAGAAAGUGAAGAAGAAGAAAAAGAAGAAGAGAAUGAAGAAGCCAAGGAAGAAGAAUUUAAAAAGGUGGUUGUCGAAACGAAAUCAAAGAAAAGCAAGAAAUCGAAAAAGAAAAAAGCAUCUAAAAAGAAACAGGAGAUUGCUGAUAGUGAUGAAGAACUUGAUAGAAUCCUAGCAGAAGCCAGGAAGAAGGAUCAACAGAAGCUUGGUGAUUCUCGAGAAUCCUCGGUAAAGCCCCAAAUUGGAGAAUCUUACGAAGAUAUUUAUGAUUUUGAAGAAGAAUUGGACAUGGAACCAACGCCUAUAGCUGAAUACGAUUCUAACUUCAAGUUUUUUACAUCCAAAAGGCUCAAGGACUCAUUACCACUAUUGUCAAUAGAUAGUGUGAAGAACUUGGAUCCAGAUCAGGAAUUCCGUCACUUAUUUGGCAAUCUUUCUAUGGAAACUAUAGAAGAUGCCAAUACGACCACUUCGUUGGCGAUUUCUCCUGAACUCUUACAGCAAUUCAAGAAACUUGCUAGACUCACAAGAGGAUGGAGUGGCAGUGACAGACGGGGAGUUCCAGGUACGACGAGAAAGUUGCUUUUCACAAAAAUAAAGGAUGACUACCUCCCAACAGCAUUAAAGCCAAUGGGUAUGGAGGAGUUAAAGCCAGACGAAUGUAUCAAGUAUUUGGACUACAAAGAGGAUAGCGCUGAAAUUGAGGACUUAGAGGUCAAAAUCAGUAAGGAGGCUAACUUAGGAGUGAGAUAUUUCAAAUUCACCAAAGUAAAUAAUGUCCAGGAGAGAGUAGCAAAUACCAGAUUCUACGCAUCUGUUGUUAUGACACCCGAUCCAGAGUCGUUGAUGCAAUUGUUGCAACAAUACCCAUACCAUGCAGAGACUUUACUUCAAGUAGCAAUGGUCUUGCUUAGACAAGGAGAUAACAAAUCCAUGAGUAAUUCGUUAAUAGAAAAGGCACUUUUCGUAUUUGACAGAUCUUUGCACAAGAGAUUUCAUGAGAUUCUUUCUGAAGCGAAGACUGGACUCAUCAGACUUCCAUAUGAAGGUUUCUUGAACAGACAGUUCCAUUUGUGUCUUUUCAGAUACAUUAUUGCAUUGGGAGAGAGAUCUGCCUUCUUCACAGCUCUAAACUAUUGUAAGUUCUUGUUGUCUAUUUCUCCUGCCGAGGAUCCGCUAGGCGUUAGAUAUUUUAUUGACCAUUACGCCAUCAUGUCAGAGGAGUACAAGUACUUGGUAAGAUUAGCUGAGUCUCCUUUGGCUACUACGUACAACAACUGGUUCACUCCAGGUAUAGCAUUUUCAACUGUCUUGGCGUAUCUUAAGUUGGAAGACAAAGAGAAUGCCAGAAGGCUGUUGAAGUUAGCUUUCGAGAGACAUCCAUAUGUUGCAUACAAAUUGAUGGAAAACAUUGGAUUGGCAGUUGCAAAUGUGAACGAAGGGGAUAUUCCUUCUGAUGAAUUAACUUUGCUUGCUGGUGAAACCUAUCUCGUGAGAGCAGCUGCCAUCUGGAACCAACAGUCUGAUAGACAGUUCUUACAUGAUGAAUUAGAAUUAUUAUUCAAGAAAUCACCCGUAAAGAAGGCAACGGUGGGAUUCAAGUCUUCGAUCUUCGCCAUGCUUGGCAUGAGUACUGGUAAUCUCAAAACUGGUUUACCCUACAAUCUUAUCAGAUUUGCCAUUCUUUCAGGGGAGAAUAAGAUCAUGGCCAAGUUGCCCGAAGCUGUGUGGUCCAGAGAGGAUACAUUUGAAUACGAUCUUCUUCCACCGAAGAAUACAACGGUGGACUACAAUGAGUUCACGGGAAUCAUCAAUAAGAAGAGUGGAGUUGUUGAUUCAUUAAUCGACUACAUUGACCAGAAUCUCCUCGGAGCCAUUGUCCAGAAUAGAACGGCAGAUAACGAUUUUGAAGGUAUCUUACGACAAUUGGAUGAACAGGAAGGAAAUGAAGAGUAG